AUGCCCAUCAAACUGUAUUCAGAUUUGGGUGGAAAGUGGCCAACAGGAAUCGUUAGAUGUCCUUUUGAUUCGUGCAACACUCGCAUCAUCGCUUUAACUCCGCAGCUAGCUUCGACUGAAGUACUUUUAGAGAAUGCUCCAUCCAUGGCGGCUCAGGGUAAGUCUUUCUUGCAAGUGAAUGAUGUGUGGGACUUUGACAAUGUUGGUGUGUCACGGACAGCCCCAGAUCUCGAAAAAAGCGAAGCGGUGGGCCAACUCUCUAAAGUGGAGCGUUUACUCAUUUGUGGCGAAUGCGAUAAAGGACCCAUCGGUUUUGCUGGUUAUGUGAAUGCCCAAGAUUCAGACGUUAAAAAUCUUCGAUACUACUUGUCGUGUGACACGGUCAAAUAUGACGUUUAA
This is a messenger RNA of Clavispora lusitaniae ATCC 42720, 399 nucleotides long. RefSeq names its product guanine nucleotide exchange factor. Gene Ontology annotation, cellular component: cytosol; membrane. Lineage: Eukaryota; Fungi; Ascomycota; Pichiomycetes; Serinales; Metschnikowiaceae. Gene Ontology annotation, molecular function: guanyl-nucleotide exchange factor activity; zinc ion binding. The record is from RefSeq and is a predicted model, not a curated record. Gene Ontology annotation, biological process: small GTPase-mediated signal transduction; post-Golgi vesicle-mediated transport.